Molecule: messenger RNA, 1298 nt
Organism: Pezoporus occidentalis (night parrot)
Lineage: Eukaryota; Metazoa; Chordata; Aves; Psittaciformes; Psittacidae
Gene: PHOSPHO2
Product: phosphatase, orphan 2
Exons: 2
Coding region: 121-846 (241 amino acids)
Molecular function (GO): phosphatase activity
Source: RefSeq, a predicted model, not a curated record
CCCUUCCUUUCUUUCCUCCGGGCCGGGCACAAAAGCCUGCCCGAGCAGCGGCGGUCACUGCAGAGGCCACGGCGCGACGCGACCUGUCCUGUCCCGGAGCCGCCCUCGUCCGCAGCCGCAAUGAAAUUUCUGUUGGCUUUUGAUUUUGACCAUACAAUCAUAGAUGAAAAUAGCGAUACUUGGAUUGUGAAAUGUGCUCCUGAGAAAAAGCUUCCUAAUGGAUUAAGAAACUCCUACCGACCAGGACAAUGGACAGAAUAUAUGGGCAGAGUCUUUGUCUACUUGGGAGACAAUGGCGUCAAAGAAGAUGUAAUGAAAAAAACUAUGACAACAAUCCCUUUCACUGCAGGAAUGGUAGAUCUUCUGGGGUUUAUUGGCGAGAACAAGGAGUUAUUUGACUGCAUAAUUGUUUCAGAUUCUAAUACAGUAUUUAUUGACUGGAUUUUGAAAGCUGCUGACUUCCAUAAAGUGUUUGAUGAAGUGUUUACAAACCCUGCAGCAUUCAGCAGUACUGGCUACCUGACUGUACAGGACUUCCACGCUCACCAUUGUGCAAAGUGCCCUAAAAACCUUUGCAAAAGGGAAGUUUUAAAAGAAUUUCUAGAUAAACAGUUGGAGCAAGGAAUAACUUACACACAAAUUGUAUAUAUAGGUGAUGGUGGGAAUGACUUAUGUCCGGUAAUGUUUUUGAAGAAGGGUGAUAUUGCUAUGCCAAGGCAGGGCUAUACCUUGGAGAAAAAGAUUUCUCAAUUGGCCCAAAAUCUCAGUCCUGUGGAGUGUUCUGUUCUGGCUUGGUCUUCUGCUGUUGACAUUAUGUCUUACUUGAAACUGCUUAUAAAGGAAUAAUUCAAAUGAUAAAAGGAAACUAAUGCAAUUAUAUUUAAUCUUCCUCAGAGAAAAAAAAAACUGAAUGCAUAUAAAACCACAAAAUUGUAACAUUGGGCUGUUACCUGAACAUAUCUUUUUAAACACAAUAUAAAGCUGUUUAUGUUUAAUCUUGGCCAUAGUGGGAAAGUGAAGUUAAAAUGGCUUUCUGACAUAGUACACCUUCCAACAUAAGUGGAAAAAGGGGCUUGCAAGAGAAACUGCCAUUAUUCUUAGUCUUCCCCCUCCCUCCAGGCCUUUACCAAAAAAGUAACUGACCUUUUCUGUCCCACAUGCAUAGGGGAAGAAGUAGGAUUAGUGCACAAAAUAAUUAAGUUCUUUACUUACAAAACAUUCGGUGCCAGGAGCAUGGUUCUGGAACUGUUGGCUUUUACAUCCCUUCGAUCAGGAUAAAUACUCAAUUUUGUAAAUUA